Molecule: messenger RNA, 1587 nt
Organism: Blumeria graminis f. sp. triticale
Lineage: Eukaryota; Fungi; Ascomycota; Leotiomycetes; Helotiales; Erysiphaceae
Source: the annotation of a GenBank genome assembly
AUGAACAACUCGCAGUUUCGCAAGUUAGUUAACGAAAAUUAUGCUCCGAAAUCUGGCUCACCCGUGCGGCGGGGACCAAGUUUGAUCGUGCAAGAUGAGAAUAGGUCUUCAACACUGGGCUCACGAGCUCGAAACUCGUUUCCCAUGACACCAAGAUCAGUCGCUGACUCAAGUUAUUCUACAAUAAUUAGCCGUCAGAGUUUACAAAGGCAAAAAUCACCAGUUAAUAAAAAGUUUCGCUCUUCGGAAGCACCCAAGGGUAGCAAAUUACCCGAGGGCUACGUUGACAGAACUAAAUCGCGAGUAAAUAAUAAUGAACAUGAAUCUAUAAAUGAUAAGGCCGAGCGCGUCAAAUCUCUCGAGGAGGUUAUGAAACUAGGCCAAAUCGACGAGCUAACGUUUGUUAAGCUCCGAGACGAAAUUUUAGGCGAUGAAAUUGGUAUGGAAAGAGCAGGCUUAGUUAAGGGAUUAGACUGGGGACUACUGAAAAAAGUGAAGAUGGGAGAGGUUGACGCGCAGGAUGUCAUAACCAAAUCGGGUUUGAACAAAUCAGAAGAUCGUGAGCAGAAAAUUGAUGAUGGUUUUGACGAGCUUGAAGCGAAACAAAUCCAACCCCUCAUCCAUAAAUCGUCUACAAAGAAAGGCGUAAUGGCUCCAUCACUAUUGACAGGAAAGAGGAAUCGUAACCAAAUACUAGCCGAACUUAAGGCUUCCAGGGAAUCUACACUCCAAGCUACCACAUCUAGACUUGGAUGUAGAUUUAAAAGGGUAGGAGAGCCACGACCAAAGACAAAGAUCGAAAAAGAUAGGAAGGGGCGAGAUGUUAUGAUUAGCAUUGACGAAAAUGGGAACGAAAAAAGAAAAGUCCGCCGAACACAGAAAGAAGUAGCUGAAAACGAAAGGAGUACUGAUCUCCUGAUGCCAGAUAAAAGUGUGAAACCCCUAGGAAUGGAAGUGCCCGAGAUACCACAAAAUAUGCAGUCGGAAGAAUGCUUGGAUAUUUUUGAGGAUGUCGGAGAUGAUUAUUCUCCUCUCGCAGAACUAGAUGGAGAUGAUGAAAGCGAUACUGAAGAAAUUGGGACACAGAUAUAUCCAAAUGCAGAUGCCACCAAAACUCAGGCUGAGGACUCUAAAGUCCAGCCUUCGAAUGAAACUCUAACUCCUCAAGCUAUAGUGCGAGACUACUUCAAAGCCACCAAUAUGGAGAUAGUACCAGCCGACAAAACUAGUGCUUACAAGACCCCGGGGCUUCUUGAUCCAACAAUUCUUGCGACACUCCAAAAAGCAUCGAAAAUAAGCUUAAGAGUUGCUAUUGAUGGCAAUGAUGAAGAUGAGGCCAAAAAAGUUUCUGCUCUCCGCGAGAAAGAAGAACGCCACAAACGUAUGCUUAUGCAAGAUGAUCGUGAUGACCAGGAUAUAGAUAUGGGUUUCGGGAGCAGCCGGCUAGAGGACGAAGCAGAUGCAUGCGAAACCGAAGUCCAGCUAUCAAAAUGGAGUGAAGAUGAUGUUCUCGAUGGUUCGAAUACUGACAAUAGAAAGAAGAGAAAGAGGAGGUCGAAAAAAAUGAAUUCCGCUGUCAAAAAUUAA